UCAGAGACGUGACCAUAGACCGAGGUUUAAAGAGAAACCUUCAGGAUUUACAAAAGUUUGUCAUCUCAAAUGACCAGUCAUGUGAUAGUGAAGGACUGAAGGGGCCGUCUCUGCUGGUUUCUCUCACUCAGCUCCUGACACCCAACAGCAGGUUCUCCAAAAUGCUGCCUUUGGUCAUAAUUGCAGGCCUGUUGGCGUUUGUCUCCAGUAAACCAUGCGAUACCGCAGGAUCCCAUCAUGCGCUGCUCCUGUCACUCAACCAAAACCUCCUUCGCUCUCUGGAGGGACAGGAAGGACUUCCCAACCCCAGUGUCCACUUGGGGCUGCGUCUUUCUGAUUACCACAAUCUUGACAAGGAGAGCGAACAUCUCAAUAAACUUAAAAAUGAUUUGCAUGAUGACAUUCAAAGCUCACUCACGAACAACCAGCCUGUUGUUGGCUCCCUGGCUCUGUACAGUCUGGCUUUGAAAUCCUCCUGUUAUGACCUGAACACCAUCACUUUCACGGUCAGCGAGAGUAGCAAGACGCUGCUGACUCACCUGAAGAAGCAGAUGGAACUAGAGAGAGAGAAUAUUGCUUUCAGCCACCGCCCUUUGACCAACUAUUACCAGUACAGUCUGGGAUUGCUUGCUCUUUGUGUGAGCGGCGUUCGGGUCAACAUCCAUGACAGCCAUAAGCUCAUCAAAGCAGUAGAACAUGAGCUCUUCAAACAUGGAGAUGCUGAGAGUGUUGAUACCUAUGCCAUGGCUGGAAUGGCGCUCCAGUGUGUGAAGGACUCUGGGUUUUAUGCUCACAAUGCAGUUGAGCUUGACACGGCUCUCAGUAAUAUCAAGCAGAAGCUUUUGGCCUCUCGCAGGGCUGAUGGUCACAUUGGCAAUGAGUUCAGUACAGGUCUUGCAGUUCAAGCCUUGCUGGCAAUGGGCGUUGAAGUUUCCGGUUGUGCCGCCUCAAUGGAGGCCAUGAGGACAUCUGCCAGGGGCAACAUCUACCACAACCCCAUGGCCAUAUCUCAGGUGCUGCCUGCUCUUCAUAAAAAAUCCUACCUGACACUUAGAAGAAAGGACUGCCUCAAUGAAGACAACUCGUUGGUGUUGGAACCAGUGGAUCCUGUGGUGGUUUUGCCAAGUGAGACAAAAGUGAAAAUGAUGGUGGAAGUGGUGAUGCUAAGUGGAGCGGCAGCCGUUUACUCUGUGGAUGUGCCAAAGGGCAGCUCUCUGUUGGAGGGCCUUGAACUGCUCAAGGGGAAAAAUCCUGGCUUCACAUUUGAGAAGGAGUCCAGCCUGUGGGGACCUUACUUAAGCGUGGUGAAUGGAGAGCAGGCCAGACAGAGUGACCGCAGAUACUGGAACCUCUCCUCUGAUGGCACAGCACUCACUGAGGGUAUUGUCGAUUUCAAGAUUGAGGCAGCCCAAAAGAUAACCAUCAAAAACACAGGUUACUGAUGAUGAAGAUGGGAUUACAAGCACUUCAUUCUCAUAGUUUUUUCUUUUGCUGCUAAUUGUACAACAGUUGUUUCCACCUGUUGCCAUCGUUUAUGAUGAUUUUCACAGAAUUAAUAUAUGUUUUCCUCUGAAUCAUUGUGAUCUGAUAUUCAGUAUGUUGAUUAUUAAGUUGUUGUAGUCUUUUAUUUUUUAAUGAUGGCUUUUCACCUAAAUGUCCAUUAAAUUGGGUUAUAAGCAGAACUUUUUUUUACAAGGUUUCGGGGACUCUUUUAAAUGAGACAUAUGCAUGUUUUUCAAAAGUUUGCAUAAUUUUAUUGAGGUAUUAAUGAAAGUCUGUGACAUGUUUUAGUCAAUUUACCACAGGGAUGCAAUAACAGAAAACUCAUUUAAACCAUGUUUGAACAAAUGAAUGCCUACGUCACUUCAAAAUGCAAAACACAGUGUGACAACUCUUACAAGAGGGAAAACUGAAAUAUUCUAUAUUUAUAAAUAUACACACACAAUGGUAAGAAAGUGUAUGUUUUUUUCUGGAAUUAACUCGUUUUCUGCAUGAAUGUACCAUCAAAUAAAGGCAAAUCUUUAUCUAACUCAA
This is a messenger RNA of Cololabis saira (Pacific saury), 2034 nucleotides long. It is a transcript of the gene tcn2, whose product is annotated as transcobalamin II. Lineage: Eukaryota; Metazoa; Chordata; Actinopteri; Beloniformes; Belonidae. The transcript has 10 exons. Gene Ontology annotation, molecular function: cobalamin binding. Bases 162 to 1442 code for a protein of 426 amino acids. Gene Ontology annotation, biological process: cobalamin transport. The record is from RefSeq and is a predicted model, not a curated record.